CAAGCUUUGUAGUUUUUGCUUCAGUGUUUGCUUAGGCCUGUGGUAGAUCUUGAAUUAAUUUUUUUUUUUUGAUCUAUGAUAUUAGAUAAGGGUCAAAUUUUUUCCCCAUUGAAAAAUGCAUUUCCUUUCUGCAUGGAAUUAUCUGGGUACAUUAAAAAAAAUCAAUGGACUGUAAAUGUGAGUCUGUUUCUGGCUUCUCCAUUGUUUCAUUGACCUGUUUGUCUCUCCUUACACACUAAAACCACGUUGUCUUGAUUACUGUAACUUGAUAGUUUUUCAAGACAGUAAACCAUUGUCUUGAAAUCAGAUGAUGUAAAUCUUUAACCUUGCACUUCUAUAUCAAGAAUUUGCCAACUUUUUGUUGAUGUGUAGAAAUAGAUUUUUGUUUAUUGCCCUGUGUCUUUCAAUUUUGGGGGUGCUUUUUAUUUUAUCUGUCAUGUUAAUUUUUCUUCCCCUAAAUGUAAUGCAACUUAAAAAAAAUACUUUUUACUGAUUUCAGAGAGAGCAAAAGAGAGGGGGAGAGAGAUAGAAAUAUCAAUGAUGAGAGAGAAUCAUCAAUCAGCUGCCUCCUGCACACCCCCCUGCUGGGGAUCGAGCCCACAACCCGGGCAUGUGCCCUGACCUGGAAUUGAACCGUGACCUCCUGGUUCAUGGUAAUUAUGUAUCUUGAUGGUUUUAUUUACUUAAAUGGGGUCAUACUGAUCUUCAACUUUUUUCACUUAGAAAUGCAUCUUGAGCCCGGCUGUGGCUCAGUGCUUGAGUAUUGACCUAUGAACCAGGGGGUCACGGUUCGAUUCCUGGUCAGGGCACAUGCCCGGGUUGUGGGCUACAUCCUCAGUAGGGGGUGUGCAGGAGGCAGCCGGUCAAUGAUUCUCAUAAUUAAUGUUUCUCUCUCCCUCUCCCUCCUCUGUGAAAUCAAUAAAAAUAUAUUUUUUAUAAAAAUGCAUCUUGGAUAUACUUCCACAUCAGGACAUAUAGAUCAAAUUCAUUGUUUUCUAACAGCUACAUAGUAUUCUAGAGUGUGGAUGGACUGUAAACUGUUAGGCCAAUCCCCAGUUUACCAGUUGGGGAGGGUCAUCUUUCACACCUUGACGUCAGUGGGCCAGUGCUUCUGGUGUCUGGGCUUUGGCCACUUCCAGCAGAAAAGAAUGGAGAGACCUUUGUCUUUUCCUCGGAGCAGGCUCAGCGAUUGGGAGCCAUCUGGUUCCUGAGUCAUAGCUGCCCUUAUGACAUCAUAGCUCCCCCCCCCGCCCACUCUUUCCCCAUGCCGUGGCUAGAGUAACAGACCUGAGGGGAUUUGAACCAUCUACACCCAACCCAUGUGGGACCAAUGGUAAGAGACAGAUGCAGGCUUUUUAGGGGUGUCCCCACAGGAUGAGGGGGCACCCUGACACCUGAAUACGCUGGGAGCCCCGGAAGCUGAGGACUGUGGGAUACUGAAGGGAGAAUCUCUCCAUCCCCCCAACUGCUGAUAGCAGGAGAUGGACCAGCCUGAGAACACUGACGAACGCCCCGAAGAGCCUCGGCCGCAGGGGGAGCCAACGGGCUCGCCCCCAGCACCGCGGGCCCUAGAGGCCAAGGCGGAGGCGAACAAUGCGAAUACAGUUGAGGCAAAGAAAGUGGAUAAUGCUAAUGAAGGACCCAAAAAAAUCUUACAACACAAAAGUAGGCCCCCCCCUCGCGACCCGGAAGUGGUGAAGAUCCAGGCCUGGUGGCGGGGCAUCCUGGUGCGCCGGUCGCUGCUGUUCGCGGCCCUCGGAGCCCUGACCAUCCAGCGCUGGUGGAAGCAGGUCCGCACGCGGGCGCUGGAGGCGCGGCGGCGGGCGGUGCUGGAGGCCUUCACGCGGAAGGAGUGGGCCGCGGUCAGGCUGCAGGCCUGGGUCCGCAUGUGGCGCAUCCGCCUGCGCUACUGCCGCCUGCUCCACGCCGCCCGCAUCAUCCAGGGCCAUUGGCGGUGCCGCCCCUGCGGCUCGCGGGGCUUCAUUAAGGGCCACUACCGCGUCACGGCCAACCAGCUGCACCUGGAGCUGGAGAUCGUGCUGGGCUCCGAGCCCUGCAUCGUGUCGGAGUGUAUUCCCCUCCCAGUAAAGCAGUGACGUCCGUCCGCCUGUGUGUCGGGCCAGCUCCGGAGGGCAGGGCGGGCGGCGGGCGCUCGGCGUCUCCUCCGCCCGCUCGGAGGAGGACUUGGAGCCCCUGCCGGACUGAGCAGAGGCUGGGAUUGGGGGGCGAGUUGGGGGCACAGG
This is a messenger RNA of Myotis daubentonii (Daubenton's bat), 2243 nucleotides long. RefSeq names its product IQ domain-containing protein F1-like (gene RRP9). Lineage: Eukaryota; Metazoa; Chordata; Mammalia; Chiroptera; Vespertilionidae. The transcript is spliced from 3 exons. Gene Ontology annotation, molecular function: protein binding; U3 snoRNA binding. Gene Ontology annotation, cellular component: small-subunit processome. The record is from RefSeq and is a predicted model, not a curated record. The coding region runs from base 1482 to 2096 and encodes 204 amino acids.